UUGACACUCUGUGUAGGAUUUUGACAGUGAUCUGCCAGCCCCUUUCCCUUUGCUUUUUCAAGUUUCAUUGCGCAGGCGGUGCUGGUGCUACGACGGAUAGACGCACGGGGCUCGCUCGACACCCGCCGCUCCGACAUAUCUGCGAUCACUGCGCAGACCUCAGGCCGGGGACGAUAUCAAGCGCAUCAUCGCAAGUACGUAAAGAGCACACACAUUCACAAUGCACCCGACCCUGAUACGCAUAAGCAGCUCGCAUCGCGCAGCCUAUAUCUACUCUACCCCAGAACGUAACGUGGACUGAGUAAUCAGACUUUCGACCUUCCCCACCCCCACUGCACCCCCGCACAGGAUGAGUCCCGAGGAGUGGGCGACGUUGCACGGGAUCGGGGUCGACUGGGUGCAGGGGUUCGUCGCGAUCACGAACGAGACGGUGUGGAUAACCGUGUACGCCAUGACAGUGCUGCAAGCCUGCAUCGUGCUGCUGCACAAAUCGCGCCGCCACGCGCGCACAUCGCAGUUCUACGUGUUCGGGAUCCUCACGCUCUUCGCGUCGGCGGUGGUCCUCUAUGCGCUCGACCUCGCCAACUUCAUCGUCGAGGCGAAAAUGACGCUCGUCGACCACGGGGACGCGGAUAUCCGGGUCAGGUACGACGGCGCGGUGGGCUUCAUCCUGAAGCUGGCCGCGGCGCAGGAUGCGUUGUUCGCGUAUAUGACGAUCUUGGGCGACGCGAUCAUCAUACACCGGGUGUGGAAACUCAAGGCCCACAGGUACUUCUGGGUCUUUGUGCUCUUAUGUGCCUUGUGGACCGGUGCCGCUGUGGGGACGUUCAUGCUGACGUACUGCGUCGCCACCGUCGGGUCGGGUAUCGUCCUCGGUACAUUCGAGAAUCCUGCAUUCUGCCGCAACGCGCAGACGGUCACGUACGUUUUACCCUGCGCCACAACAGCCGUGGCGACAGGUCUCAUCGCCUACACCGCUUGGAGAUACGCGCGUGAAACACAGCUGCUCACAUCCUCCCGCCGUACAAAUUCAAUCAGGAAUCCGAUUCUGGAGAUUCUGCUCCUACUCAUCGAGUCAGGGCUUCUCUACCUCUUCUUCUUUAUCGUCCUGGUGGUGGAGGUCUCUCCGCGGGGCCAUGCCUGGAUCGACUCGAACCCCGUUCUCUCGCUUGCGUUCAAGAUGUACACAUAUUGCUCCAGCGUCAUCGUCGGAAUGUACCCAACCAGCCUCGUCGUGCUCUCGCACUCAAAAUACGCUGUGCUCGACAGCCCGACCGCCUCGAGCGUCCUAUCGACACUGUACAUCGGCGGGAUGCACGGCCCGCCUACCACCGGCACCGCUUCUCUUCUUUCCAUGGCAGCCGCAGCCGGCUCGCCGCCGUUCAAAUACACGCCACGGGCGGCGGUGGACGAGCUCGAGCUGCAGUUGAGGCACCCGGCCUUCCACGCGAAGCCGGCCGGAGACGCUCGGCAGCGGUCUGUGGAUCUGACGACCGUGAUCCGCACAGCGGAGGUUUAGAUGGUAGAUUCGUUUGGAUAUAUUGCGUAACGUUACAUCGUCUUAUAAUCGUUCCUGUUGUACGUGCUACUUAUCCUGGGCCUAUAUCUAUAUCAUAACUGUACAUGAUAUCCCUAGUUGUCGAUAGAUUUUCUACGAGGGUUCUUAUGAAAUGGGCAUUCGGGCCCUAUCGAAGUAUGACCAAUGGCAGUAUGACCAAUGGCCAGUCCCUGCCAUACGUAGGGCGUCUGCAGACAUCUACACGAGGACACUUUGAGAAUCGAAUUUUUGAGUCG
Messenger RNA from Mycena citricolor, 1794 nucleotides. The record is from the annotation of a GenBank genome assembly. Lineage: Eukaryota; Fungi; Basidiomycota; Agaricomycetes; Agaricales; Mycenaceae.